UAUUUACGGAGCAUGCGCACGCUCCUCUUCCUUUUUCCAGUGCAGUGGAGUCAAGCCCCAGUCUCUGGCUCCGGGCUCCUUCAUAAGGAGACAAAAAUACUGCAAAAAUGGGUUUUGUAAAAGUUGUGAAGAACAAGUCCUACUUCAAGAGGUACCAGGUCAAAUUCAGGAGGAGGAGAGAGGGAAAGACCGACUUCUUUGCCCGCAAGCGCCUGGUUGUACAAGAUAAGAACAAGUACAACACCCCCAAGUACAGGUUGAUUGUCCGUUUCUCUAACAGGGACAUCUGCUGCCAGAUCGCCUAUGCAAAGAUUGAGGGUGACAUGAUAGUCUGUGCUGCCUACUCACACGAGCUCCCAAAAUACGGCAUUGCCGUGGGUCUGACGAACUACGCAGCAUCCUACUGCACUGGUCUGCUGCUGGCCCGCCGACUUCUGAACAAGUUUGGCCUGGAUAAGGUGUAUGAAGGCCAGGUGGAGGUGACAGGCGAUGAGUUCAACGUGGAGAGCAUCGAUGGUCAGCCAAGCGCGUUCACCUGCUACCUGGACGCUGGGCUCGCAAGAACCACUACAGGCAACAAGGUGUUCGGUGCCGUGAAGGGGGCCGUGGAUGGAGGUCUGUCCAUCCCCCACAGCACCAAGCGCUUUCCUGGUUAUGACACAGAGAGCAAGGAGUUCAACGCAGAGGUUCACCGCAAGCACAUCAUGGGCGUCAACGUGUCCGAGUACAUGAGCUACCUGAUGGAGGAAGACGAGGACGCCUACAAAAAGCAGUUCUCCCGCUUCAUCAAGAACGGAGUUGCCCCUGAUGCGAUCGAGGAAAUGUACAAAAAGGCUCAAGCUGCCAUUCGUGAAAACCCAGUCCACGAAAAGAAGCCAGUCAAGGAUGUCAAGAAGAAGAGGUGGAACCGUGCCAAGCUCUCCCUGGCCCAGAGGAAAGACCGUGUCGCCCAGAAGAAGGCCAGCUUCCUCCGCGCUCAGGAACAGGAGGAUCCAGAAUGAGGGGUCACUCUGCUCCGUUCCACACAUCAAGAUUUGUUCUAAUAAAUCUAUUGAAAAAGAA
This is a messenger RNA of Notothenia coriiceps (black rockcod), 1062 nucleotides long. Its product is annotated as 60S ribosomal protein L5. Gene Ontology annotation, cellular component: cytosolic large ribosomal subunit; ribosome. The transcript is spliced from 8 exons. Gene Ontology annotation, molecular function: 5S rRNA binding; structural constituent of ribosome. Gene Ontology annotation, biological process: ribosomal large subunit assembly; translation. The coding region runs from base 108 to 1001 and encodes 297 amino acids. NCBI's taxonomy places the organism in Eukaryota, Metazoa, Chordata, Actinopteri, Perciformes, Nototheniidae. The record is from RefSeq and is a predicted model, not a curated record.